Xenopus laevis (African clawed frog) is the source of this 2373-nucleotide messenger RNA. RefSeq names its product basic proline-rich protein-like. Bases 1 to 2373 code for a protein of 790 amino acids. The transcript is spliced from 2 exons. The record is from RefSeq and is a predicted model, not a curated record. NCBI's taxonomy places the organism in Eukaryota, Metazoa, Chordata, Amphibia, Anura, Pipidae.
AUGACUGGAGGCGACAAAAAAAUCGCAGCUGUAAGUGACCUGGAGGACAGCAGUUCGACGGUGCGCGCCCGCCUUCCGCGUGUCAUUCCGCCAGACCCCUCCCCCCACACCACCCCCCAGCCCCCAACCGCAUCCUCCCCGUCGCCCCGGUCUCAGACGCCACACCCCAAUCCGACCGCUCACCGUCCCACCGCCCCCGCCGCCCCACGCCUACCCCUCUCCCCGCCGCGCCCGCGUCGUCCCACGACCCCCGCCCGGACCCCGCACCCUCGGCGCAGCGCCGCUGACCCCACCAUCCCCUGCGCCCGCGCCGGCGCCAACAUCCCGCCCGGCUCACCACGACGCCCUCGCCACGACACUCCCGCACCCCCGGGCCCGCCCCCUCCACCACGCGCUCCAAGUCCCCUCCCGCGGCCGCCCUCCGCCCACCUCCCCCCCCACACCCCGCCCCGCCCCCCACGCCUCCCCCCCCCCUCCGCCGCCGACCCGCCCCAUUCCUUUUCCCGCUCUCCCCCCGCACCCUCCUCCCCGCGCCCCGCCUCCGGCCGCCCGCCCUCGUUCCCGCCCCUCGCCCACCCUCCCCCCCCCGCCCCGCGCACCGCCCUGGCCCCCCGACACCGCCGCGCACCCCCGCGCCCAGGCCCCAGCGCCCCCCAUCUCCUCAGGUCCCCCCGCCCACACGUGCCCCGGCCUUGCCCGCGACCCGCGCCGGCCCGCCCCCGUACCAUCCCCCCAGCGCGGCCCUAUUCCCAGAGCCCCGCGUCACCCACCCUCCCGCCCCCACCCCCGCCGGAGCAUCCCCCCGCCCCGUCUAUACACGCGCUGAGCCACCCGCGGCCCGCACUCGCAGCCGUUCCUCGCGCACGCGCCGUCUCGUCCCGACUGGCAGCCGGCCGUGCUCCCGCCCCGCGCACCCCGUCCCCUGCCAGCGCCGCGCCACGCCGCUCAGCGGCACCGAAUCGUCGCCGAGGAGUCGAUUGCGGGCGCACCAACCCGCGCCACCUCGCUUCCGCGGCCCCGCCCCCCCCCGACUCGCCCCGCGCCGCGCGCCCCCCGCCCGCCGCCCGCCUGCCGCCACCCCCUCUCUCCCCUCCCCCCCCGCCUCCGCCCCGCCGCCGCCGCGCCCCACACCGCGCCCCGCCCCACCCCUCCUCAGCGCGCCCAGUCCCCCACCCGUCGCCGCCCCGAGCCGCCCCCGACGCACCACCGACGGCAUCGCCGCGCCCCCGCCCCUCGCUUACCGCCAGCAUCCCGGCCGGCCCAGCCGCAACCGCCCCAGCCGCGUCGCCACGCCGCACGACGCGGCGGAUACUUAACGACGCCGCCCUCCCCGUCCCACGCUGCACCCGUCGCCACCCGAACGCUCAGCACCCCCCGGACCCCCACGCCGUUUCCCGCUAUCGCGCGCGGCACCGUCCGCGCGAAGCCGCCCCACGCAUCGCCCCCGCACCCCCCGUCCCGCGCCGCCCGUGCGCCCCCGCCGCACGGCCCCUCGUCAGGCGCUGCUGCGAGGCCAGCACGCGGCAGCCCCCUACGCCGCCCUCGCCGCUCCGACGAGUAUCCAGAGCCUGCGCGCCGACUCGAGGGUGGCCGCAGCUGCACGCUCAUUGGCAGAUACCGACCCUGGCCACUAUACUACACGCUGCCCCACCCGACGCGCGUCCCGGCCUCGCGUCACCCGCAUCCCGGCCGGACACGCCCGCACCCGGCCCAGCCGCGCGCCCCGCGCGCGACUCCACGCGCUCCAUACAGCCUCUCGCCCUCCCCGCCACCAGCCUUCCCACUCACUCCAGACGGCGCCUGCCGCCCACCCCCGAUCAGCCAUCCAGCGCCCGCCGGUGCGUCGCGCAGCCCCACACCACCCGCCCACGCCCGUCCGCCCACGACGCACCUGCACCCGCAUCCUCUAGCCCCUCACACGGCACCCUCGCCCACCCCCUGCCCCAUGCUCCCCCGCACCUCCCCCUUCCGCCAGCCGCCGACCCGCGCCGCCCGCCACCCACCACUGGCCCCCCCACCCGCGACCCUCCCCCGCCCGCCGCCGGCACGCCCCUCGCCCCCCGCCCCGCCGCCGCCACCCGAUCUCACCGCCUACCCGCGCCCGCGCACCUCCCACCCACCCCGCAGCUCUCCGCGCCCGCCACCGUCCCCACCAGGGGGGCCUCCGCCGCCCCCCCCCCCCACAACCCCCCCCAGCCAGCCACCGCCUCUCUCAAACUCCCACCACCACGCCGCCGAGUCCCCCCACCCCAUCGCGCCGCAUCGCGACCUCACCGACCGCACCGCAUCCCCUCCCAUCCGCCCGACGCCGCUCCCACCGCGCCCGCGCCCGCCCGCCUCCGCCAGGGCACUGGAGUCCGAGCUUAUUUGUGA